This is a messenger RNA of Uranotaenia lowii, 1149 nucleotides long. RefSeq lists its product as uncharacterized. The coding region runs from base 1 to 1149 and encodes 382 amino acids. NCBI's taxonomy places the organism in Eukaryota, Metazoa, Arthropoda, Insecta, Diptera, Culicidae. The transcript has a single exon. The record is from RefSeq and is a predicted model, not a curated record.
AUGUUCCCCUACUAUCAGAACGUCGGUGGUGUUAAUUCCUGUCUGGUUGACUACCUCCUUGCCACGUCAUGUUCCUGCUACGAAUUCAUCGCCUUUACAGAAACAUGGCUAAACGACCGCACCUUAUCCAGUCAAAUUAUCGGCCCAGGCUAUGUAGUGUUUCGUUGCGAUCGAAGCCCCCUGAACAGCAAAAAUUCAACUGGAGGCGGAGUUUUACUUGCUGUAAAGUCCAGAUUUACGGCUCAGCUGAUCGAAGACAGUUCCUGGAACGAUUUGGAACUUCUUUGGGCUCGCAUUGAUCUCGGUGACCGGAAACUGUACCUAUGCGUAGUGUACGUGCCUCCUGAUCGCUCUACUGACCUUGUUGUAGCUGAGUCUUUCUCGCACUGCCUCUCCAAAAUAAGCUCAAUCUGCUCUCCCGAAGAUGACAUACUUGUUAUCGGUGAUUUCAACAUGCCUGUCUUAAAAUGGUGCCCCUCCCACGGUGCCUUUUUGUUCCCAGAUCCUAUGCGCUCCUAUUUCUCGGCUCCUUCCAACAUCUUUCUGGACUCUUUGAGCACCGCGACUCUUCGCCAGAUCAACAGCUUCGAAAACGAAAACGGCCGUACGCUAGACCUCUGCUUCAUAAACGAAGGCUUCAGGAAUCCGACUAUAGGUUUUGCUCCCGCCCCUCUCGUCAAAGUUGUUUCCAAUCAUCCAGCUUUAGUGGUCUCAAUCGAUGUCACUGACAUUAACGCCCCCGUAGAGGAAACUGCUUCUUUCUACCAGGACUUCAAAAACGUCGACUACGAAUCUAUCUCACUUGUCCUGGAUUCUAUCGAAUGGGAGAGCGAGCUCGAUCUUUCUAAUCCCAAUGCUGCCGCUGCGACUUGCUCAAACAUACUGAACUACAUAAUCGAUCGUCAUGUUCCGAAACGAAGCUUACCGUCCAACCCACGAGCUCCCUGGGUCCCUAAUCAACUGCGACAAUUGAAGACGGCUAAAAACCGUGCUCUUCGAUACUUCAGCAAGCACAAGUCCCUCUGCACAAAAGAAGAAUACCGCAAGCUAAACACGGCAUACAAAAAAAGCAGCAGGCGUUGCUACCAGAACUAUCUUCACCGGCUACAGCGCAAUUUUAAGACCAACCCGAGAUCUUUCUGGAAGUAG